AUGUGGGCAAUCGCACACCCGGAUAACCAGACAAAGCGAUGUUAUGAUAUGUACAACGCAAUCGACUAUUUAGUACGCGCUGCAAUUGAGUCUGGGUUAACUUAUGGGGUUUUCGACAAGGAAUGGAUGUUCAAACGGCCGGAGUCGGCUGCCACUGAUGGCGCUCUGUACUGGGACCAGACCGACCUCAUUGCCACGUCUGAACAGCUACUCGAACAAAUAGACUGCCCGCUGGUGUCUAUCUACUUCCUUGAGAUCUUCCCGCUAUUUGCAACCAUGCACGAGCACUUUCACACGAUCGAUAAGCGUGACCCGAAAUCCUGGGAGCCAACAGGGCCCGGCCAGAUCAUCAUGCGGACAGAAACAUCAACACGUGCAGAUUAUGAAGGAAUGGGAUUAAUGAAACUGAUGGCGCACUGGGAGAUAAAGGACGCGGCGGCGAAGGGCUUCCGGGGUAUCAACAUGGAAACACUACACCUGGCAGUCGAUCACGUCUGGAUGUACCCACACAAAACAAAAUCGGACGCUAAUUAG
This is a messenger RNA of Talaromyces stipitatus ATCC 10500, 534 nucleotides long. RefSeq lists its product as uncharacterized. The transcript has 2 exons. The coding region runs from base 1 to 534 and encodes 177 amino acids. The record is from RefSeq and is a predicted model, not a curated record. Lineage: Eukaryota; Fungi; Ascomycota; Eurotiomycetes; Eurotiales; Trichocomaceae.